UGAGGCGGGGAGACCGGGGCAACAAGGGAUAGAGCGCAGUCUGGAGGCCUCAGAGCUAUCGGUAGGGGCCGGUGAUGCUGCUUCAGUGAAUGGUCGGGCAUCUUGUUUCAUUCCCCAUCACCAGCUCCCCACCCAGAGCCUCCUGAGUAGCACACAGGGAAGAAGCUGCAGUGAUGGAUUGAAACCACCCCCACACUGCACCAGGCUAUACCACCACCCUGUCAGCAAAACGGAUGCGCUGAUGGAUGCUUGUUGUCGCCGAAUUGCUCCUAUCGGGUUCGCUAGCGGGGAUGUUAUAAUAGCAGCCAGCUGCUGAAGGACCAGCCGUCCAGUUAUGGUACAGUCCGGCACACUGGGGCCAUCAUCGCCAUGGAGGUGACUGGAUACCAGCGAGUGCAAUGGCGAGUAAUUCUCUGCAAUAUUCUUACUGUGCUGACAGUGGGAAUAUUGUGGGUCAUCUUUCACUGGAAGCCAGUUCUGGAAGUACUUGUUAAGUGCCAUCCCUGCCAUCUGAGCCAGUCUGACUGGGUCAUAAUCAAGGAUUCAUUUAAUCAGCAAUUCGUAGCCAAAGUUUGGACAGAAGAGGUCGAGGAUGACUGUUUUCCUCAACCAGUUGAGCCUAGUGAUGAUGAGAACCGAAUUAAUUUAGCCAUAGGAGUGCUUGAAAAUGAUUGGAAGGACACUAUUCAACUUCACAAACACGAGGAGAAAAAUGUGAUUCGUUAUUAUAUGUUUGAGGGUUUACGCUACAUUUGGAUUGAGAAGAGACAAUGUUUCUGCAAACUCAGUGUUCUUGAAGAAACACUGACGUGUGGAGACAUUCACAGGCAACAGAGGGGACUUAGCAAACAUAACCAAAAUUCAAAAAGACGGUUGUAUGGACCAAAUGUGAUUGAUGUGCCUGUAAAAUCAUACUUUAGGCUUUUAAUAGAGGAGGUGCUGAAUCCUUUCUACAUUUUCCAGAUCUUCAGUAUUAUACUUUGGAUCACAGAACAAUAUUACUACUAUGCUGGGUGCAUUCUGCUCAUCUCCGUAAUAUCUAUUGGUAUAUCCCUGUACCAGACACGCAAGCAAAGUGUAAUAUUACGGGAUAUGGUGAAGCUUACAGUCAAUUUGCGGAUCCGCAGGGAAACUGGAGAAGAGGAAAUGGUGAAUUCUCAGGAUUUAGUACCUGGUGACUGCAUUGUGAUUCCUGAAGAUGGGAUUCAAGUCCCAUGUGAUGCAGCACUCCUAACUGGAGAGUGCAUGGUUAAUGAGAGCAUGCUUACAGGUGAGAGCAUACCAGUGAUGAAGACCCCACUACCUGAUCAGGACAUGAACUAUUCACCUGAAGAACAUAAACGGCACACACUCUUCUGUGGAACUGAGGUCCUCCAAUCAAAAUCCUACAACGUGGAUCAGCAGGUGGUGGCUGUAGUGGUGAGAACAGGCUUUUGUACUGCUAAAGGAGAACUGAUCAGUUCCAUUCUGUAUCCAAAACCUCUGGGAUUUAAGUUCUACAAAGAUGCUGUAAAAUUUGUUGUCUUCCUUGCAAUACUCGCUCUGAUUGGGGACAUAUACAGCAUUGUGAUUUUAGAGAGGCAGAAGGUGUCAGUAGGACGAUUGGUGAAACGUGUCCUAGAUCUGAUCACUAUUAUUGUUCCACCUGCCCUGCCUGCUGCAAUGACUGUUGGGACAAUCUAUGCCCAGAACAGAUUGAAAAAAUAUGGGAUAUUCUGCAUUAGUCCACCACGCAUCAACAUCUGUGGCAAACUAAAGGUCAUCUGCUUUGAUAAGACCGGAACACUUACAGAAGGCGGCCUGGAUGUUUGGGGAGUUGUACCUGUGGUGAACAAGACCUUUGAGCCAAUUAUUCAUAACAUCCGGCAUUUUAGCGGUCCAAUGCUCCAUGCUCUGGCCACCUGUCAUAGUGUCACCCUUUUGAACAAUCAGCCAAUUGGUGACCCACUUGACCUCAAGAUGAUUGAAUCAACUGGUUGGAUUCUGUCAGAUGAAAUUACAAAGUCAGAUAUUGUUUCAAAAUUUGGAAUGAAAGUUGUUGCCAUUGUAAAGCCUCCGGGGUUGGAAGAACAGUCUUAUGGCAGUCAGAAACAAGAGAUGAGCUUGGGGAUUCUUCGUCGUUUUCCCUUUGCUUCAUCGCUUCAAAGAAUGAGUGUGAUCGUAAAGAAACCAGGAAAUUUGCCAAUAGAAGCAUAUUUGAAGGGAGCACCUGAGAUGAUUGCGAGUCUUUGUAUAAAGGAAACCGUUCCUGCUGACUUCUCAGAAAUGUUAAGGUACUACGCCAGAGACGGGUACAGAGUUUUGGCGCUUGCGUACAAAAUACUAAGUCAAGACAUUACUUUUGAGGCAGUACAUAAGCUAGAAAGGAAUUUUGUGGACAGUGAAAUGACAUUCCUAGGAUUCCUCAUAAUGCGAAAUAUCUUGAAGCCAGAAACGAAACCCAUCAUUAAAUGCUUGAAUCGAGCUAAUUUUCGUACUGUAAUGGUGACAGGAGACAACAUGUUAACAGCUCUCAAUGUUGCCAGGAAUUGUGGGAUGGUGGGUUUGACCGAUAGAGUCAUUUUUGCCAAUGCCUCCCCGCCCAUUCGUGAUAAACCUGCUUGUGUGAAAUUCCUGCUGUCAGAACCAGCACCAGGCCAGCAGAAUGGAGGGGAUGUAGGUAUUCAGGAACAGCCUGGGAACCACUCUUUGGAGCAGUAUUGCUAUCAUUUUGCACUAAAUGGAAAGUCUUUUGCAGUAGUUUAUGACUAUUUUCCAAAUCUGCUACAAAAGAUCCUCAUUCGAGGGACUGUUUAUGCUCGAAUGGCCCCUAAUCAGAAGACACAGCUAGUGGAGAGUUUACAGAAGUUGGAAUACAGUGUAGGAAUGUGUGGAGAUGGAGCCAAUGAUUGUGGGGCUUUGAAAGCUGCAGAUGCAGGAAUCUCGCUCUCAGAAGCUGAGGCUUCAGUGGCAUCCCCGUUCACUUCAAAAAUAGACAACAUUGAGUGUGUCCCAAUGGUCAUUCGGGAAGGACGAGCCUCUCUUGUCACAUCUUUUGGAGUUUUCAAAUACAUGGCCAUGUACAGCAUGAUCCAGUUUGUUUCUGUGUUAAUAUUAUACACAAUCAACUCUAACUUGGGUGAUUGGCAGUACCUGUACUUUGACCUGGUUAUCACUACAACUGUGGCUGUCCUAAUGGGUCGAACAGGGCCUGCGAAAGAGCUUGUGGCACAAAGGCCUGUGGGAAGUCUGAUCAAUGUUUCAAUCCUUGGCAGCCUGCUCUUACAGACCUUGUUGGUCAUACUGAUUCAGGUCCUCACCUACACAGUCACUACUGCUCAGAGCUGGUUUGUUCCUGUAAAUGGCAGUACUUCUAACAAACUCCCAAACUACGAAAACACUGCUUUAUUCUGUGUGUCUGGGUUCCAGUACCUCAUCCUGGCAACGGUACUUUCCAAGGGUCAUCCCUUCCGCAAACCUCUCUAUUCUAAUGUGUUGUUCCUGCUUUCUUUGAUUCUGCUCUAUGCUCUGAUGGUGUUUCUGACACUUUAUCCACUCCAAUUCAUCCGCCAGAUUUUGCAGCUGAUGCUCAUCACUGAUGUGAAAUUUAAAUUUUUGCUGCUGGGAUUUGCAGCAUUACACUUUGUCACUUCUCUUCUAUUUGAGAGAAUUAUAGACAGCGGUUUACUAAACAAGUGCUUACGGCCGUUGUGCAAGAAAAAAUACUCCAGAAAACUAUACAAGAGACUUGAGAAAGAACUUUGCCAAAAUUCUGCAUGGCCUCCUCUCAAUGAAGUUAUAUAUGCUGAAUCAGGAAGAGUUGAAUACUUUAAAUAACAUUCUACAGAAGCAGACAAAGGGAAAAGGGCCAGUUUUUAACAGAAAAAGAAGUCACUAAAGCUAUGAAUUUAUGCAUCUGGAAACAAAUCUGAAAUUUAUAGCCUUUUCCAUAUUCCCUGGGAGGAAAAAUGUAUAGUAGAUUUUGAAUGGACCAAGCCAGAAUUUCCCCUUUGAAUACCAUCUCCCCUAUAUGACAUAGGGAACUGUACCAACUCCAGGAAAAAUCGGCUGUUUUUUGACACUCAGACUUUUUUUUUAAGCAUCUAGUUUCCCCAGAUUGUGAGAAACAGUUCUUAAAAUUGUCUCUAGUAAAUUAUUGCAUUAUUUAUUUAUAUAUUAUGCUUUAAAAAUAUUUUUAACCAAAAAAGUAGCGGGGAAAAUACACUACAUGUUGGAUCCCAAGCUGUAUGGGUGGGGAGGUAAAUGUCUGAAGGCCUGGUUGGAAAGUUGUUUUGUAAUUCCAGAUGGGUUAACCUCAUCCAUCUGGGAAUUGCUUCAUAAACGUGUGGAUGAAUGAUUGAAGUUAAUCUUUGAGUGUUUUCCAAGCUUUUAAAAAAAUUUCUCCAAUCUAUAUUUCCUCUCCUUUCAUCUUGCAAGUGAAGUCUCAUCAGAAUAUGUUUCUUCUCUUGAUCCUACCAUCACCCAAAAAUUCGUAAAGCAGUUGGAAUGCUUAAUUUUACCCACUUCCUGUGCCCAGGAUGUUAGGGCUGAUUAGUUUCCUAACAUCAGACCAAAGAUUAAACCUGGGCCAAGUAAUUAUUUAUUUUUUGAGCUUUUAGGUGAAUAAUGUAUGCUGACUGUAGAGAUACCUAGGUUCUUGCUGAAUGAAUUCAACUGUAAAAUAGAUGAUAAAUACCAACUCUCAUUAUGCUUUAAAACCUUUGAUUACUGCAUUGUGAUGUAAAUUAAGUGCUCCCAUUUAUAGCAUAGUAGUUUAAUUAGGUUUGAACAGAAAUACCCAAUUUUUUAAAAAAUGGAUCUCUAAUUCUGGAUUUAAAAUGCUGCUUUUUGCAAAACACCAUAGCAAAGAUGACCAACAAAAAUGUAAUCAUUGUUCCAGAAAACAAGUUGUAAUUCAUUUAACUUUAUACAUAGUGUUAUGGACUGGAAUAUGUUCAAGCACAUUGAUUAGAUGAGGUUCAUUUGGCAGUGAGCAGCAUCACAGACUACAGUGAAAAAUGAAGCCUGUUACAUUCACAAUGGGAAAGUGAUCAUCACCAUUGGCAGCACUAAGUGGUGCACAAGAGAAAAGAAAACCUGAAAACUAAUGAUCUCCAAAAACAAUGUUUCACUUUAAAAGCGAACCAUACUCUACGGAUAUUGAAUGUGGCUUUGUGCUGGAAUAUUUUACAUGUCAGAGGUAUUAUAUGGCUAGUGUCAAUAUGCAAUGUAGUUGUUACUUGGGGGCUGGUUUUGCAACAGGUUAAGGCCUAAUCUUCUUUGGCUGCGUGUGUGUAAAUGGUAUCCCUCUUUCAGGUUUUGUACUUCACUUUGGGAACGAUCCUGAUCCACACUCUUUGCUGCAUUUGACCAGUGAAUACAUGUAGAAUAUUUUUUUGACUAAUACAAAAUAGUUUUUUGUACAAGUUUUUUUAAAACAAGGUGGAGAUUGUGUACAGUUUACAGGAUUUUUAUAAGCGCUCUUACAUUUUGUGCUACUUUUACAAAGAGCAUGCUUGCCAUGUAAAUGCUUUGUCAAACUGUACAUGAUUAUAUAUAAAGAUUUUAUUUCUGUGCCUCA
Molecule: messenger RNA, 5560 nt
Organism: Chiloscyllium plagiosum (whitespotted bambooshark)
Lineage: Eukaryota; Metazoa; Chordata; Chondrichthyes; Orectolobiformes; Hemiscylliidae
Gene: atp13a2
Product: ATPase cation transporting 13A2
Biological process (GO): regulation of mitochondrion organization; polyamine transmembrane transport; autophagosome-lysosome fusion
Cellular component (GO): late endosome membrane
Molecular function (GO): ATP binding; P-type ion transporter activity; ATP hydrolysis activity
Source: RefSeq, a predicted model, not a curated record